Messenger RNA from Colias croceus (clouded yellow), 969 nucleotides. It is a transcript of the gene Lipt2, whose product is annotated as putative lipoyltransferase 2, mitochondrial. The record is from RefSeq and is a predicted model, not a curated record. Gene Ontology annotation, biological process: protein lipoylation. Lineage: Eukaryota; Metazoa; Arthropoda; Insecta; Lepidoptera; Pieridae. Gene Ontology annotation, cellular component: mitochondrion. The transcript is spliced from 3 exons. Gene Ontology annotation, molecular function: lipoyl(octanoyl) transferase activity. Bases 172 to 888 code for a protein of 238 amino acids.
AUCUUGACAUUGACAUGUCACUAUUUUGUUUUUAAAAUUUCGUUUGUUUUUAUUUUAAUUUCAAAAUUAAUCCUGAAAAUCGUCACAUAUGUAAACUCUAAAUAAAACCAAUUAAUUAAUUAAUCCAUAAAUUUAAGUUCAGUUUAUUUCACGUAAUAUUUAAAAUUUAAAAUGGUAAAAGUAUGGAGGUUAGGUCUUAUGAGUUACGAUACAGCUUUAAAAAUACAAAUGUCCAUUGCCAGGAAACAUUUAGAUUCUAUGAUGAAAGGCAUUGAUGGAGAUUAUGAUACAUUGCUUCUUGUGGAACAUAAACCGGUGUACACAGUUGGCAUUCGAGAUGACACACCAAAUGAUGAAGUACGCCGGUUAAAAGACUUAGGAGCGGAGUUUCGUAAAACAAACCGAGGAGGGCUUAUAACAUUCCAUGGCCCUGGACAAUUAGUAGCAUACCCUAUUAUAAACUUGAAACAUUAUAAAACAAGUGUAAAGUGGUACGUGAAUAGCCUGGAACAGACUGUCAUCAAUUUGUGUGAUGAAUUAGGAAUUAAAGCAAACAGAAGUCCUCACACAGGUGUUUGGGUAGAUGACAACAAAAUAGCGGCAAUAGGCGUUCACGCAUCCAGAUAUGUAACAACACAUGGAAUCUCUCUCAAUUGUGAUAAUGACUUGUCGUGGUUCGAUCACAUUGAUCCUUGCGGCAUUGAAGACAAAGGCGUCACUUCACUCAGCAAGGAGACUGGUGUUAAAUGUACCAUUGACAAAAUAACUCCAAUAUUCUUAAAAAAUUUUGAAAAAGUAUUUGAUUGUAAGUCGGAAUAUAUUAACACAGAUAUACAAGAAGAUAUAUUAAGUAGCAUAUAUAGCAAAUUAUUAACCACUACCGUAUGAGUGACUUAAGUUCCUGUAGAAUAGUUUAUUAGAUGUUGUUUUGUUUACAAAUGUGAUGAAUAAAAAAAGUUAUGAUUUGUA